Molecule: messenger RNA, 1403 nt
Organism: Ipomoea triloba (trilobed morning glory)
Lineage: Eukaryota; Viridiplantae; Streptophyta; Magnoliopsida; Solanales; Convolvulaceae
Product: F-box/kelch-repeat protein SKIP25-like
Exons: 1
Coding region: 40-1203 (387 amino acids)
Molecular function (GO): protein binding
Source: RefSeq, a predicted model, not a curated record
UUAAGGAGGGGGAUAUUAUAUUAGACUUAGCCUCCCUCCAUGGCCCCAAAUCUCAUUCCUCAAAUGACCAAUCCAAUCACUGCCACGACUGCAGAGGCGAUAACGGGGGCCUCUUCCGCCGUGAAACGCCGCAAGAAUGAGCACAUCCACCGGGAUCUGAUUCCAGGGCUUCCGGAUCACAUAGCUCAAACAUGCCUCUCUUCCGUUCAUCCUUCUCUUCUCUAUUCCGUCUGCCAUUCAUGGCGUCGCCUUAUCUACUCUCCUUCCUUUCCUCCUUUCCUCUCCAUCUACGCCGUCUUCUCCUCUUCCGAUUCCGUCGGCUUCGCCUCCUUUGACCCCAUCUCCUCCGCCUGGCAAUUCCUCCCCCUUCCCCCGCCGACCGCCGGUCUCCUCCUCAGCCACCCUUCUUUCAUCUCCCGCCGUCUCCCAGUCCAGUCUGUCGCCGUCGCCGGGAACUUGGUCCUCCUCGCAGCCACCGCAGAUAAGUUCCUCCCCGCCCUAUCUCGCCCUUUGAUUUUUAAUCCACUCACUAGGAAAUGGACGUGUGGACCCCCUUUAAGCACCCCUCGCCGUUGGUGCGCAGCCGGGGUAUCCGGAGGCGCUGUCUACGUGGCGAGUGGUAUCGGGUCCCACUACAACCACAAAGUUGCUCGGUCGGUUGAGAAGUGGGACCUCAAAAGUAACGACCACCGCUAUUUUCGGUGGGAGAAAAUGGGCUGCCUCCGCGAUGGGAAAUUCAGUAGAGAUGCGAUUGAUGCUGUGGGGUGGAGAGGGAAGCUGUGUAUGGUGAAUGUCACCGGCGAUGCCGCCAAGGAAGGGAUAAUCUACGACGUGGAAAGCGAUGCCUGGGAGGAGAUGCCGGCGGGAAUGUUGAUGGGGUGGAGGGGCCCAGCGGCGGCGUUGGAUGAGGAAACCAUUUACAUGGUGGAUGAAUCCAAAGGCGCACUCAAGAGAUACGAACCGGAAAGGGAUGUGUGGGUGGAAGUAACGGAAAAUCAGAUGCUUAAAGGUGCUCAGCACAUCACCGCCGGAGGUGGACGAGUUUGUGUGAGCUGCGGCGGCGGCGAGGGUAUCGCGGUGUUUGACGUGGUGGCAAAUCCGCCGUCUAAUAUGUGGGUGGUGGAUACUCCGCCCGGAUUUCAAGUUUUAUCCGUCCAUAUUUUGCCCAGGAUGAGCCAAAACCAUUUUCACCCAUCAGAUUAGUCUUCUUCUAUACUUGUCCAAAUGAUCAUAGUUUUGGAAAUUUUUAUUUAUUUUUCCAAAUAUGAAUUUUAAUCCAUUUUGAUUAUUGGUGCGCUUUAAUUUAUUUAAAUUCCGCAGACGGCACAAUUAUAUUAUUAAAUUUUGUGACCAAUGCCAUAUUUGUUUAUCAUAUCACAAUGUUCAUACUCUUCCCAUUUCAA